Molecule: messenger RNA, 863 nt
Organism: Folsomia candida
Lineage: Eukaryota; Metazoa; Arthropoda; Collembola; Entomobryomorpha; Isotomidae
Exons: 2
Coding region: 75-518 (147 amino acids)
Source: RefSeq, a predicted model, not a curated record
UGUGUAUUACACCAUUCGUUUGCAGACGGUCCUCCAGCUUGCCUACAUACUUAUUUAGACAAACUAAUUGGAAAAUGUUUUCAGGAAACAUGAAGCUCUUGGCAAUUGUACUGCUAGCCGUGGUGGGAUCUGCGUUGGGGGGAGUCGUUAGCUACGAGAGAUGCGGCGGCGUAGGAACUCUUACGCAACUAAGGGUAGAAACAUGCAAUGGAACAAGUUGCCGUCUGAAUCCGGGCACUCCAUACCUAGCUGAAGGAGACCUGAUCCCGAGCACCGCCUCAAGCCAAAUGCACCUCAGGGUCACAACUACUUAUUUCACUGGAGAACUAGUUAUUAUCGAUACCGACCUGGACAACUCAUCCGUGCAGCCGGGACUAACUUACGUAAUCAAAUUCACAAUUGUUCCAAAUGAUGUCUUGGCCGGAAGUACGCUUCCCAUUCGUGCGUCAAUUUCAGACGUAGCUUCUGGCCGUGUGGAGAUUUGUGCUCACUUCCAAGUCUUUAUAAAUUUUCCCUAAUAAAUACAUAUGUACCUAAAAGAUAUCAUCCUGUUAGUACUAUUAGUUAUGAAAUUCCAAAAUACCAAAUGCCUUAUUUUAAUUAGUAAUUAAUGUAUAAGUAAUGCAUGUUAUAAAUUUAAAUUUAUAACUAUUAAAAUAUUUCUCGACAGAACUAGUUCUCAAAUUGACAAACUUGGCUCCCUUCGAUGCUACCACAAAUAUUUUACUUCUGUUAUUUCACUUAUGUUAAUUGUGCAUAAAGGCCAUGCAGGUACUGCUUAUGUAUUGCUAAUGGUGGCAUAGAUUUCAAAACUGAUAUCUUUUGACACAUAUGUAAAUAAAGGCCGAAAUGAAAUGCUUGUG